AUGGCACAUUGGCUCAUGGUGGGACUGGCUGCCCUGCUCUUCCUGUUCUACCAAUGGCAUCACUGGCGUACAAUUGAGAUUACUUCGAAAAGACCCAUGCUACCCUCGAUAGUGGUCUUCGUGGCCGUUCUGGGCCAGUGUGUGGACAGGGUUAAGAUGCCCCAGUCAAUCCCCAGUAUGCAAGGCAGGCUAUAUAAAUUCCUCUUCGAGCUAGUUGUAUCGAUAUGUGUGAUAUACUUCGGCAUGGUGGUGGUUUGGCACUUCCUGGAGUUGUUGACCAUCCUGUUGCUUCAGCUAACACUGCGUAAAUUUCGCUGUGUGUCGGAAUCAAACUAUCAGUUAUACGAAGAGUUCUGGAUUGGCGGCAUUACACUGCCACUGUCUCUGAUCAUCUUGACACCGCCAUGA
Messenger RNA from Drosophila pseudoobscura, 408 nucleotides. RefSeq lists its product as uncharacterized. Bases 1 to 408 code for a protein of 135 amino acids. The transcript has 2 exons. The record is from RefSeq and is a predicted model, not a curated record. NCBI's taxonomy places the organism in Eukaryota, Metazoa, Arthropoda, Insecta, Diptera, Drosophilidae.